UCCUCACAGCAUUGUAUUCUCACAGACUGGCAUUAUGGCUAAUUCAGUAAAAACCUUUGUGUUCAUGGACCUGGAAGCCACUGGCAUAAAUUACCAGCAUCCCAAGAUAACUGAGAUCUGCAUGGUGGCCUGUCAUGUCUCCUCCUUGGAGAAUCCAGACUUUGAUGAAUCCGGAAAACCAAAACUUCCUCGGGUUCUAGACAAGCUAUGUCUAUGUGUUGAUCCAACAAAGCCAUUGGCUGAAGAAGCUGCACAUAUCACGGGUCUCAAUAAUAAAAUGCUUGAGGACAACGAGAAGCAAGAAUUCAACUCUCAUCUCAUUUCCCUCGUCAAUGAAUUUUUGAAUCGUCAAGCUCAGCCAGUUUGCCUUGUAGCACACAAUGGCUUUUUCUACGAUUUCCCUCUUCUGAAAACAGAGCUAGAACAACAACAGGAUGAUAUCUCCAGCGCGUUGCCAUGUCUGGACACUCUCCCAGUGUUCAAACAGCUGGACAAGGCGAACCAUGAUGAUCAUAAAAAAGGGAAAGGCUAUUAUUCGCUUUCAGGGCUCUAUAGACGUGCCUAUGGAAAGGAUCCGAUAGAUUCUCAUUAUGCCGAGGGAGAUGUAUUGACUCUCAUUAUGGUCUUCCUAUCAAAAGCAAACGAGAUACUGGACCAUGUCUCCACCUAUUCUAAGAAAUGGGGAGAUAUUCCUCCUAUGUAUAGCUAACCAUCCAAGCAUUCUCUUUCAGGGAUGGACAAAAGGUGAAUCCCUAUCUGUAGGUAGUUGUAGUUCUAAAACAGCUAGGGGUCCAACUUUUGGCAACCGCUUUUCCAGUUGUGUAAAGGAUAUUCUAAGCACCACAACAACAUAUGCCCAUGGCACAAAUUAAGGUACAAUUACCCCAUCCCUGCUUCCUGCACUUAGUUACUUAUAACUGUAGCAUUUUCCAAAACUUAAACCUAUAAGCUGGUGGAAUCAGUGGUAUGACUGCUGUGAGGUUUUUCAGCAGAGGUUUCUACCACAUAUCCCAUACAUUUGUGUAGUACAGGAGUGUAUGGGAUAAGAUAAUUCACCUGAGAGCAUCCUGAUUGGUGGAAUCUCUUCCUGGUCUUGAAAUGGUUAUCUGUUGCUCCGGCUUACCUGUGUGAAUACAGCAAAUGCAAGAAUUCCGAAAAAUAUUUUUCUAUUAUUAUUUUUGAAUGCAUUACACAUUAUGUGUAUAAUGUAUUAAAAUGAGAAAUAGAGAUUACCUGUAGCUCCUAUUAUUCCUUUGAGUAAUGAUUGUCCCAUUUAAUUUUUGUCCUUUUCUCUUUGUUAAUAGCAGAGAUCGGCAGAGAUCACUGGGGCGAGCUAACGCCGUAUUUUCAGUGUCAG
Pelobates fuscus (common spadefoot toad) is the source of this 1357-nucleotide messenger RNA. RefSeq names its product three prime repair exonuclease 2 (gene TREX2). Gene Ontology annotation, molecular function: 3'-5'-DNA exonuclease activity; nucleic acid binding. The record is from RefSeq and is a predicted model, not a curated record. The transcript is spliced from 2 exons. Gene Ontology annotation, biological process: DNA catabolic process. The coding region runs from base 35 to 709 and encodes 224 amino acids. Lineage: Eukaryota; Metazoa; Chordata; Amphibia; Anura; Pelobatidae. Gene Ontology annotation, cellular component: cytoplasm.